This is a messenger RNA of Antechinus flavipes (yellow-footed antechinus), 3904 nucleotides long. RefSeq names its product NHL repeat containing E3 ubiquitin protein ligase 1 (gene NHLRC1). The transcript has a single exon. Gene Ontology annotation, biological process: proteasome-mediated ubiquitin-dependent protein catabolic process; protein polyubiquitination; negative regulation of translation. The record is from RefSeq and is a predicted model, not a curated record. Gene Ontology annotation, molecular function: ubiquitin protein ligase activity; translation repressor activity; protein binding. Bases 755 to 2188 code for a protein of 477 amino acids. Lineage: Eukaryota; Metazoa; Chordata; Mammalia; Dasyuromorphia; Dasyuridae.
UUCAAUGGGAGUGGAUGUGAUUUUUAAAGCAAAGAUUUAGAUUUCUUCUCAAACCAUAUCAGAAAAACAAUAAUUUUCCUGAGAUUAAGAGAGGACUCAAGAUAGUCUUGGGAAACACUCAUAUUAAAGGGGCAGGAAAUAAAUUAAAAGAAUCCAGAACGAAGGAAAAGAAGAAGCCGUAUAAAACAAACUGUUUUCCUUCCCUCCGAUUUCUCAUUUUCUACAAAACAAUUCCUUUAUGAAGCCUUUCUGUGUCUUUUAUCACAAUUUCUCUUCCCCCAAACCAAGCAUUUAUUGCCUAACUACUCAAUUCAUCAAAGGCUUCCUUAAGCAGCUCUUCCCUCUAUCCCUUUUCUAGACGGCACAAAGCACUGGCUCUGGAUUUCAAAAAACCUGAAUUCAGGUUUGGCUUCAGACACUUACUAGAUCCGUGAAUACUAUCCUCUGUUUAUGUCAGUAUUUCACAAUUGUAAAGUGUUCUUAUUAAUUCUUUACUUCCUGAUUGACUACGUGACCGGCACAGUUCUUUGGUAGAAUGAUACAAAAGAAUAUAAAAUCCAAUCCCUGUCUUUCAAGAGUCUCUCUUUCAUAGCUAUUAUGGCUAUAUAUAAAUACACACACACACACACACACACACACACACACUCUUAUUUAUUUAUUUCCCCGCAAGAUUGCAAGCUGUGUAUUCUCUGUACCCCAUUGGUGCCCAACCCUUGGUCGUGUCCAGAAAAAAGGAAAAAAAAAAAAAAAAAGGAUGACUCAUUGGCGAUGCUCUGCUACUCACCAGAGGGCAGCAGACAGCAGCAAAUGCGGUCCAGCUGGCUCCUGGGCAGCUUCUGACGUCGCAGACCCAGUGACAUUCCAGCGCUCAGUCUCAGACUGCGUGGGGACAACGUCACGCCGCCUGGCCCAGGGUGGGAGAGAUCGGGAGAGACGGGGGGAGGGGAGGAAAGCCCUCCUCAGCCUAAGCAUGUCUGCAGAGGCUUCGGAGAGAGAGCCGGCUCUGAGAACGCUGGUGAGGGAAGCUGAGAUCAGCCUGCUCGAGUGCAAAGUGUGCUUUGAAAAAUUCAGCCACGAGAAGGACCGGAGGCCCAGGAACUUGACCUGCGGCCACGUGAUUUGCCUGGGCUGUGUAACGGCCCUGGUGCAAGCCCGGACCCGCACCCUCGAGUGUCCCUUCUGCAGGAAAACGGGCAAGAGCUCCGAGACCAGUGACUGCUUACCGCUGCUGCAGUUCCUCGAGCUCCUGGGCCCCGUGCUCCGCGCACCCCCAUCCUCAGAGGCGGGGGCAACUAGGGCACCUGAGGAUCCGGCGGUCAAGUGGGUCCCCGGGGUUCUGAUAUGUAGUCACUCUUUUGGGGGUUGGGGGACCCUUAUCAACCCCACUGCGAUGGCCUUGUGUCCGAGGUCCGAGAGGGUGGUUAUAGUGCAUGACGGCAGGAAGCGAGUGAAGGUAUUUGACUCAGAUGGAAUAUGUGUCCAUCAGUUUGGAGAAAAGGGGGAGGCCGCCCAGGAAGUCCGGUAUCCGCUGGGUGUUACCGUUACCUCUGACGGCCAUGUGGUCAUCACCGAUGCUGGGGACCGCUCAGUGAAAAUAUUUGAUCUUUCAGGGCAGAAUAAGCUGGUCAUUGGAAAUCGCUUUUCUUUGCCCUGGGGUGUGCAGACCACCCCACAGAAAGAAAUUAUGGUGUCUGAUGCAGGGGCGGGGUCGCUUCACCUUUUGGUGGUUGACUUUCAGAAAGGGGAGCUCAGGAGGGCCGAAAGGCUCCUGGCUCAUCUCUGCAACCCCAGAGCCCUAGCUGUGUCUCGGAUCACUGGGGCCAUCGCGGUAACAGAACACCUGCUAGCUCAGAGGCCCUGCUCUGCCAGCACCAGAGUGAAGGUGUUUAGCGCUGGCUUGCAGCUCUUGGGCCAGGUGGAUACUUUCGGCCUGAGCCUCUUCAUCCCCUCCAAAAUAGAAGCCACUGCUGUGACCUUUGACCACCAGGGAAAUAUCAUUGUUGCUGAUACAACUACCCAAGCUAUAGUGUGUUUAGGGAAACCUGAGGAGUUUCCAGUCUUGAAACCUAUCAUUACCCAAGGGCUUUCUUACCCUGUGGCAUUGACUUACACAGAAGAUAAUUCCCUUCUUGUCCUAGACAGUGGAGUCCAUGCCGUAAAAGUCUAUAAAGCUGGCUGCUCACUCUAACAGAUAAAUGUACCUGUGCGUAUGUAUACCAUACUCUUAUUUAAAAAUCUUAUUUAUUUCAGUUGGAUUUCAUAAAGAAAGACUUUAGGGAUUAUCCAGUGAUAGAAAGAGGAGCUUGUGAUCUCAUCAAAGCAAUGUUUUUUUUCUCUUGAUGAUCAUUUUCAUCAUUUUUUUUUUUCUGAGGCAAUUGAGUUUAAGUGCCCAGAGUCACACAGCUAGGAAGUGUUAAGUGUCUGAGAUCACAUUUGAACUCAAGUCCUUCUGACAUCAGUUCUGGUGCUCUAUCCAUUGCACCACCUAGCUGCCCUAUUUUCAUCAAUUCUUGAUGAAAUUACUAUUUUCCUUGUUUCUUUGAGCAAGAAAAAACAAAAGGCUUAUUUCAAAAAGGAAGAAAUUUUUGCAUUGCACAAUAUAGUUAACAAAUAAGUACUAAUUGGUUAGCUGGUGGAAAAGGUCUGAGCUGGACUCCCAAAUUUUCAAAUAUUGUAGUACUGUAUGAGUGUUAGUAGCCCUAAAUACCUGUAUUAUGGUAAGAUCAUUGCAGUGUACUAUAGUGUGUAACCUUAAUUCACUAUGUCAUUAUGUUUGAGGCAAUUAGGGGCUCAAUGAAGAGUGUUGAAGUUGGAAUCAGGAAGUCCUGAAUUUAAAUCCAGCUUCAGAUUUAACACUAGGCAAGUAACUUUGCCUUUGCCUGUCUUGGUUUUCUAAUCUGUAAAAUGGUAGCAGCACUUACUUCCCAGGGAUUGUAAUAAAAAUAAAAUUAAAUAUGCUGAAAUCCCUUUGUAAAUCUAUAAAUGCUAGUGGCUUUUAUCAUUAUUAUUAUUAUUAUAGAACUAUUAAAGGCAUAAAAUAGCAUAUUGAUCUAGGACUUUUGUUGUUCAGUUUUAAAUUGUGUCCAACUCUUUUGUGAUCUCAUUUGGCGUUUCCUUGUUAAAGAUACUAAAGUGAUUUGCCAUUUCUUUCUCCAGUUCAUUUUAUAAAUGAGGAAACUGAGGAAAAUAGUUUUAAGUGAUUUGCCCAAGGUUAUACAACUAGCAAGUAUCUGAAGCCAGAUUUGAACUUAGGAAGAGGUGUCAGAGGUGUCUUUUCCUCACUUCAGGACCCACAUCCUAUCCACCCAUUUACCCCUAAUUGGCACUUAAAGCUUUUUUUUUUUUUUUAAAGCACUUGCUCUACAGUAACUCUGUAAUUCAAUGGGUCAUAAUCUUUUCUUGGAUCAUAAAUACACAAGACUUUAAGAGGUCUGGUGAAGCCUAUAGGCCCCUUCUCAAAAUGUUUCUAAAUGCAAAAUAUAAGACACAGGAUUACAAAAGAUAUCAAUUCUAUUGAAAAAGAGUUAUAAAAUAUUUUAAACAAGUUCAUAAAUUCCAGUUUAAGAAGCCCUGCUAUAAAUUAAAUAUUACUAUCCUCAUUUUUCAACUGAAGAAAAAGCUACCCAGAUCAAAAUUUGCCAUAGUAACAUCUGUUAAAUGUCAAAGCAAGCCAGGCCUUUUGGCAUCAAGUCCAGAGCUCUCUCCACUACACCAUGUUGCCUGAUAUCUUGCCUGAUAUAACCAAAUGAAAUAUGUGAUAUCAUGAAACAAUUUAUGGGGAGGUUUACUCUGUGCUAUUUGAAACUUGUUCUAUUUAUUGCAAAAUUCUCAAGAAGUUACACUGUCUAAAAUCAGCAUUUCACCCUGUUCGACACUUAAUAAAUGCUCAUUGAAUUGACUCAAA